Molecule: messenger RNA, 1924 nt
Organism: Bombina bombina (fire-bellied toad)
Lineage: Eukaryota; Metazoa; Chordata; Amphibia; Anura; Bombinatoridae
Product: tigger transposable element-derived protein 1-like
Exons: 1
Coding region: 1-1770 (589 amino acids)
Cellular component (GO): nucleus
Molecular function (GO): DNA binding
Source: RefSeq, a predicted model, not a curated record
AUGGCCCUGGCUCCAGGUGAUGAAAAAAAGAGGAUCCGUAAGCCUCUUACAUUGAAUCAAAAGUUGGAAAUGAUAAAGAUGAGUGAGCAAGGCAUGUCCAUCUCAGAUAUAGGCCGCAAGUUAGGUUUGGCUCGCACAACAGUUAGCACAGUGGUGAACGCUAAAGAAAAAUACUUAAAAGAAGUAAAAAGGGCUACUCCAGUGCACACAAAAGUGAUUCGCAAGAGAGACAACCUUAUUGCUGAAAUGGAGAAGCUGCUAGUGGUUUGGAUAGAAGAUCAAACCAGCCACAAAGUUCCUUUAAGCCAAGCCAUUAUUCAAAGCAAGGCACUAUCCUUGUUUAAUGCAAUGAAGACUGAUAGAGGUGAGAGUGCUAAAGAUGAAAAUUUUGAAGCUAGCAGAGGUUGGUUUAACAGGUUUAAGGAAAGAAGUCAUCUGCACAACAUUAAAGUGCAAGGGGAAGCAGCUAGUGCAGAUGUUGAAUCUGCAGAGGCUUUUCCAGAAGAGCUGGCUAAAAUUAUAGAAGAUGGUGGUUACACCACACAGCAAAUAUUUAAUGUUGAUGAAACAGGCCUUUUCUGGAAAAAAAUGCCAUCUAGGACAUUCAUUGCAAAGGAGGAAAAGUUAAUGCCAGGAUUCAAAGCUGCAAAGGAUCGACUAACACUGCUUUUAGGUGCUAAUGCAGCUGGUGAUUUGAAGCUGAAGCCUAUGAUGAUCUACCAUUCUGAGAAUCCCAGGGCUCUGAAAAACUAUGCUAAAUCUAGCCUGCCUGUUUACUACAAAUCAAACACUAAAGCCUGGAUGACUGCAAGUCUAUUUACAACAUGGUUUACAGAUUAUUUUAAACCCACAGUUGAAGCCUACUGCAAGGAAAAAAAAAUUCCUUUUAAAAUGUUAAUGCUUACUGACAAUGCACCUUCUCACCCACGAGCAUUAAUGGAAAUGUACAAUGAGAUUCAAGUUGUUUUCUUGCCUGCAAACACCACAUCUAUUCUUCAGCCUAUGGAUCAGGGAGUGAUUGCAACCUUCAAAGCAUAUUAUUUGAAGAAGACAUUUACUGCUGCUAUAACUGCCUUAGAUAGCGAUGCAUCUGAUGGUGCUACACAGAACAAAUUAAAAGCCUUCUGGAAAGGAUUUACAAUUCUAGAUGCUAUUAAAGCAAUUAGAGAUUCCUGGAAUGAAGUUUCAGAAUCAGCAUUGAGACGUGUGUGGAAAAAGCUAAUCCCCACCUUUAUGGAUGAUGUUCCCGGCCUUGAGACUUCGGUAGAGGAAGUCAAUGCUAGCGUUGUGGACAUGGCUAGACAACUGGAACUAGAAGUGGAGCCUGAAGAUGUUACAGAAUUGCUUGCAUCUCAUGACCAGCCAUUGACAGAUGAAGAUUUGAUUAUGAUUGAAGAGCAAAGAAGACUGUUUCUUGAAACUGAUGGUUCUACUGAUGAAGACCCAGUUUGCAUUAGGGAAAUGCCAACAAAAGAAUUAGAGGAAUAUGUCAAUUUAAUUGAAACGGGUUUGGCAGGUUUGGAGCAGAUUGAUGGCAAUUUUGAAAGAAGUUCUUCAGUUAAUAAAAUUGUGUCAAAUGGAAUUGCAUGUUAUAAAGAAAUACUUCGAGAAAGGAAGCGUCAGUCCAUGAAGCAAACUUCUUUGCUAUCAUAUUUUAAUAAAGUCCCACAGCCAUCAUCAUCACCUUCAACAUCAAGACCUGAUGAAUCUUUGUCAAGUUCUCCACCUUCAAAACUGAUUUGCAUUGAAAACUCAGAUGAUGAAUCAUAAGCAAAGAUAAGCAAUAAAGCACAUACCACUGUAUUGUACUACAUGUUGUACUGUACAGUACCUGUAUACAGUAUAUGUAUCCCUUUCUACUGUCUGCAUAACUGAAUACAGUAGUGUACUGUCUUUUGUUGUUAUUAAACUAAACUUAGCACUA